Molecule: messenger RNA, 1532 nt
Organism: Myripristis murdjan (pinecone soldierfish)
Lineage: Eukaryota; Metazoa; Chordata; Actinopteri; Holocentriformes; Holocentridae
Gene: erfl1
Product: Ets2 repressor factor like 1
Exons: 6
Coding region: 90-1532 (480 amino acids)
Biological process (GO): cell differentiation; regulation of transcription by RNA polymerase II
Cellular component (GO): nucleus
Molecular function (GO): DNA-binding transcription factor activity, RNA polymerase II-specific; sequence-specific DNA binding
Source: RefSeq, a predicted model, not a curated record
CCGGUCCAGUCCGAGAAGAAGUGAUCGGGCUUCGGCCUCAGGUGCUUCUCUGAGGCGGAGCGACGCGGAGGUCCAGGUGUUGUGGAGGCAUGGACUGUAACUGCGUCAGUGAUCUGCUGCUCCCCCCGGUGCCCACCCUCUGGACGCCAGGCAUUGCCUUCCCAGACUGGGCCUACAAGCCCGAGUCGAGCCCCGGCUCCAGACAGAUCCAGCUGUGGCACUUCAUCCUGGAGCUGCUUCAGAAGGAGGAGUAUCAGGGGGUGAUCGCCUGGCAGGGAGACUACGGAGAGUUUGUCAUCAAGGACCCAGACGAGGUGGCCCGGCUGUGGGGGAUAAGGAAAUGCAAACCUCACAUGAACUACGACAAGCUGAGCAGGGCGCUGAGGUACUACUACAACAAGCGCAUUUUGCACAAAACCAAAGGGAAACGUUUCACCUACAAGUUUAACUUCAGUAAAGUGGUGCUGGUGAACUACCCCCUCCUGGACAUGGCCAACUCUCCCUUCUUGUUGGCCCAGAACCACUUCAACGGGGGCUCCACAGCGCCCGACUGCAGCCCAGAGGCCCUACAGUCCCUGUUUCCUCGUUUGCCAGACUCAGGCAGAGGGACUUCCUUGUUUGAUCGAGGAACCACGGCACCAGGGCCAGAGGGAGACAAGCUGAGGCUGGACACAUUCCCCUUCCUCAGUUCAGGUGCCCCGUGCUACUCGAAGCCCCCGUCCCUCUUGGGCCCUUACCCUCGCAAUCCACCCUUUGACUACCCCUGGGGCUUUAACCCCUACCUCCCAGGGGCCUUCUCCCUCAAUAACUGCCCCAAAUUGCCCCCUGGCUCCCUCUACCCCUCCCACUUUUACCCCAACCCCUUGCAGAGCAGCCUCUCCCAGCUGCCUCACCCCUUCUCAUCCUUGCUGCCCCCAGGGGAGGCAGGAGGGGGUGAGAGGGGAGCGGCAGGACAAACCGGAGGGACAAAUGGCACGGCGGGUGGCCAGCCAGCCCGAAUCUGCCUCCCACCCUACCCAGGGAGCAUGGCGCUAGGCCGGACGGACAUUGGUGCUUCGGUGGGGGAAAGGGAGCGGGUGGAGACCAAUCCUCCCAGCACGGGGUUGAGUAUGGGGCUGGGGCUGGGGCUGGGGCUAGGGCUGGGGAGUGUGAGCCUGGCAGCCGGGACAGGGACAGGCCAGCAGAGCCCCUCGGAGCGGAGAGGAGGGGUGAAACAAGACCCAGAGUCGGACUCGGACCUGGAGAUCACGGAUCUGAGCGACUGCAGUUCAGAGAAUGAGAACGAGCAUGAAUUUGGCAUCGGCAAAGAAUCCAGGCUGGCGAACCGAUCGCAGAUCCUGUCGGAUGGAAAGAAAGGGGGAGUGCUGCCACCCCUCUCCUCCUCCCUCCCCCCUCCAGUGUCCCCGCAUCCUCUGAAGAGCCUGAUGCCCAUCACUCCUCCGCCUCCGUCCCUUCCUCCGUCCCUCUCCCCUUCCAUGGGUCUGCAUGAAAGACACAGGGAGACAGAGACUCUCAAAAUGAUUCACAGCUAA